AUGGUUUGUCAGUGUGUUAUAGCUUCACUUGGUUGGGCUUUUCUCGUAUUUCUGAUUAGUCGUCUGGCCGUAAUUGUUUUCAAUCUUAUAUAUCCAUUCUUUAUUGCCACACCUAUUAAUUUGUUAAAAGCAGCUGGUAGUAAAUGGGCAGUUGUUACUGGUAGUACAGAUGGAAUAGGAAAGGCGUAUGCAAGUGAACUAGCACGACGUGGUUUUUCCAUUGUUUUAAUUUCACGUACUCAAAGCAGGUUGGACGAUGUCAAAAAAGAAAUUCUUGCAGAAUCUAAUGUCGAGGUAAAAACGGUGGCAUUUGAUUUUACUACUACAAAUGUAGGUGAAUAUGAAAAAACAAUAUUACCGUUGUUUGAUGAACUUGAAGUCGGGAUAUUAGGCAAUGGUUUUUGUUUUAACACACUAAGAUUCAACAAUGUUGGCGUGAGCUUCAAUUAUCCUGAACUGAUGCAUAAGGCAGAAGGUGGACUUCAAAAACUUGCAGAUGUUGAUAUCGUGAAUACUCUUCCUGUAACUUUGCUAUCAGCUGCCGUAUUGCCUUCUAUGAUUGAGCGUAACAGUGGUAUAAUUGUGAACAUAUCAUCUGCUGUUUCUUACAGUCCUUUAGACAUGCUCAGUGUCUAUUCAGCUUCAAAGAAGUAUGUGACAUGGUUGUCGAAGAUUCUACAAAAGGAGUGCGCGAAAACAAAUAUAAUCGUGCAGACUAUUUGUCCGAUGCUUGUAACUACCAAAAUGUCGAAGGUGGAACUUUUUGAAUCGCAAGUUUCGCGUCCAUCUUUCUUUAUUGUUAAAGCUGAAGACUUCGUAAAAAGCGCUAUUGGUACGAUUGGUAUUGUAGCUGAAACAACGGGCUGUUUCGCGCACCAGAUUGAGGUCGAAAUAAUUAAAAACCUACCUGAGUGGCUUGUUGUGCCUUUUCUAAGUGAGCAGACAAAGAUUGUUCGUAAAAAAGCACUUGCGAAGAAAGCUAGAGAUGCUGCAGCAGCUGCUCAAGAAUGA
Thelazia callipaeda (thelaziosis nematode) is the source of this 1011-nucleotide messenger RNA. NCBI's taxonomy places the organism in Eukaryota, Metazoa, Nematoda, Chromadorea, Rhabditida, Thelaziidae. The record is from the annotation of a GenBank genome assembly.